Candida tropicalis MYA-3404 is the source of this 2103-nucleotide messenger RNA. It is a transcript of the gene AFG1, whose product is annotated as Afg1p. Gene Ontology annotation, cellular component: mitochondrion; cytoplasm. NCBI's taxonomy places the organism in Eukaryota, Fungi, Ascomycota, Pichiomycetes, Serinales, Debaryomycetaceae. The transcript has a single exon. Bases 1 to 2103 code for a protein of 700 amino acids. The record is from RefSeq and is a predicted model, not a curated record. Gene Ontology annotation, molecular function: ATP binding; ATP hydrolysis activity.
AUGAGACUAGUCAUUCCAAAAAGAUUACAACUACACAAGUCUGUUUCGAAGAACGCAUAUUCAACUAUCACAAGUGGAAUCCAGGGUGUUGAUGGAAGACAGCCUUGGAGUUUUUACCACCAAGAUGAUAGUAGUACACCAGCUUCAACAUCUUUAUCUGUCACUGAUCCAUAUGUCAUCUACCAAAGUUAUAUUCAACAAGGGUUAUUAGAGAAAGAUGAAUCACAGUUACGUGCCAUGAAGGAGUUUCAGAAACUUUACCAUCGUGUUAUGGAAUAUACUCCUCCAGAAGACUUACUGAUAAAGUUCAAAUUAUUAGUACGUCAAAUUGAAGCAGAUUAUGAAAAAGCAGAAAAAUCAAAGAAUCAGUUCUCUCCUUUGAGGUUAUUUCAAAGAGAUCCCGAAGCUAGCAGGAUGCAGAUUGUUAGAUACAUGACUGACGAGGAAGAGUUGCGUAAUUUUGCAUCACCGCAGGGCUUACUUGUUAAUGGUGAAGUCGGUUGUGGGAAAUCAAUGUUGAUGGAUAUUUUUGCAGCUUGUUUACCAUAUGAAUCCAAGAUGCGUUGGCAUUAUAAUAACUUCAUUUUAUGGGUAUUCAGUGAAAUGCACCACAUUCAACAAAAGAGAAUGAGACAACCAAUUUCAAGGGAACAUAGGUAUACCAUGGAAAAUGAGUUUCUCCUCUAUGAAGUAGCACAGAAAAUGAUUCAAAAGAAUACCGUGUUGAUGUUGGAUGAGUUUGUACUCCCUGAUAUAGCAUCGGCAAAUAUUAUUAAGAUUUUGUUUACGUUCUAUUUCAAGCUUGGUGGAGUUCUUGUGGCAACAUCUAAUAAAUUACCUGAAGAAUUGUAUUCUACAAAGUUUAACAAACAGAAGUUCAAGGAUUUUGUCGGGAUAUUGAACUCAAGGUGCCAUUCUAUUGAUAUGAACUCCGAGAAGGAUUAUCGAACCUAUUUUGCCAGUGAGUCGAAAUGCACUCCUUAUAUGAUAAGUAAAAAGGACAACCCAGACAACAAUCAGAAAUGGUUACUGUUGAUCAAGAGUCAAGCAUUGAAGAUACCGGCAGAUUCCAAACUAAUGGAUGAAAAAUAUUCCUUGUUCGAUUUAGGCGGUCAACCUACCUCCGUUUCUGUAUAUGGUAGAACUACAAAAAUUCCAUUAUCUUUCAACGAGCACCGAGUUUGCUAUUUGGAUUUUGAAGAUAUCUGUCAAGGGUUGUAUUAUUCUUCUGACUACAUUACUAUUGCAUCCAAAUUCAAAACAAUAAUUCUAGAUAAUGUUCCAAUCAUGACAACUAAGAAGAAGAAUGAAGCUAGACGAUUCAUCACAUUGUUGGAUGCGAUUUAUGAAUCUAAAUGUCAAUUUUUUAUGAGAAGUGAAGUUGAUGUCGAUUACUUGUUUUUCCCUGAAGUUCAGCAUAAAGACAAUAAAGAACUUAUGGCCUAUUUGAAAGACCACGAAGACAGGCAUAUUAGUGGAGAGGUAUUCGAAGUUCAGGAUGAAGAAGCAUUUGCACGUGCAUCGAUAGAUUUACUGAGUCCGUAUCGUCCUAAUGUUUCUACAUACGAUCAGUCAUACACCAAGUCAUUCGAUGAUUAUAAGGAGAAUAACAAUUCCGAAAGAAACUAUACAAAUACCAAGGCAUUCACGGGAGAUGAUGAAAAAUUUGCUUUCAAGAGAGCUGUUUCGAGAAUUAAAGAGAUGGUUGCUUCGGAAUUCUGGAGAUCUGAAGACCGUUGGGUACCUUUAGAUGCUACUAUGAGACCAUGGGAAACUCCACUGGAAACGCUAAUUAAAACAACUAAGGAGAAACAGACAAUCAAUGACAGUAAUAGCACCUUUGAUGCAAACAGCAUUGUAUUGGAUAAUAAUCGAAAGGCAUUAACUGUUGAAUUAGCUGAUUCACUCCCAAAAGAUUAUGCUGUAUCGAAGGGUAUACCAUUCAGACUUUUCAACUCGCUUGUUGCUCCUAGGUUUGACAGUUUACAGCAUUUUUGGGCAAUGGGAAAAUGGACAAUGGCAAAUGGACAGAGAUUAAAGGAUUCUAUUGGUAGAAGCUGGUUAAUUUCAAGUAUUAGAGGAGACAGUGAGAGAUCUCGUUAG